CCUCCCUAAAGCUCAGAUCUCUUCCUCACUCACAUUAUUGCUCUCAGUCUCACUAUCGCUCCAGCAUCCACUGGAUAAAGUCUUACUUUUUUUUUUUUCAAAAUCAGGAAGUUUCCUGCAAACACUGUGCGACCUCUGCCAGUCGGUUGGCAAGUGGUUCAGCUUAAAUAAAGAGCCCUGUUUAUCUGACGUCUCUUCCUGAAGAUCUUAUCCUCCACCCGUCUUUCCAUUGUGAAGGGCACAGCACAGUCAGCAAGUGAAGAUGUCUCUCCCGUUGUCAGUGCUGAUAUGUCUGUCACUUGUCCAGCUGUGUGUGGGAGAUCAGCCUGUGGAUGAAGUCAUCACAACAAAAAAAGUGCCUAUCUUAGGUGGCUGGACUGAGAGGAGUCCAGAGGCAGCUGAUGUGCAGCAGGCAGCUGAACAUGCUGUGAGGAUGUUCAACACGCACUCCAAAAACAAGCGGAUAUUCAAACUGGUCUCCAUCACAGCUGCUCAGAGUCAGGUGACCAACAUGAUCAACUUUAAGAUUGAUGCAGUUCUGGGAAAAACCAAAUGUCUCAAGUCUGAAAACCAUGACUUGCACAGCUGCAGUCUUGAGAAAAAGCAUCUCAAGUGCCACUUCCAGGUGACUUUCAACCCUCGCGACAACCAACAUGAGCUGAAGGGUCACAAGUGCAAGAAACUUGGGGAGAAGGUUUAACUUUUUCAUGGUUUAGCUCUAUAGCUUUGAUGGUGAUUCAGAAGGAAUGUUUUCCAGCUCAGUUAAAGGGGUGGACGUGUUGGCUGGUAGAAGACAGUUUAUAACAGUGGUCUGAAUAAAAAUUAGCUUGGAAAAAGUGACCAAGAGCAGAUGUUGAUUUUUGUUACCAUAAUGUGGAGAUUAUUUGUAGGUUGGGGCUUGUAGUUGUGUUGUAUAUCUUAUAUAUUUUUCCUUAUUCAUUUAUUUUAUUAUUCUAUGGUUUUAUUUACUGUCUUUGCACUUGAUAUCAUUACCAUAAAGUUUAAAACAACCAAUUUUUGCUAAAGAAAAUGAGAUUUGAAGAAAAAUAAAAACACUAAUCACAAUAAAGAGGAAAGAGAUGAAUAACACAGGAUUUUUAUGUCAAUAUUUAUUUCAUUGGUGUGAUUUUUAUAGAAAUGAGUCAACAGUCUGAUGACACACAUUGCCACUCAUGUUGUUUUUGAGACAACAGCGUGUACACCGUCUCGUGAGUUUUCUUCUUUUUCUUUCAAAUGUCUGAAAAGAAUGAUGAGAAAGAAUCAACAUAUGUUCUCAAAUUUCAAAUCUUAAUAUUCAUUCAUUCUCAUAUAAUUUUAAACCAUAAUGUCUGAAAAUACAGAAUUUAUGUAGAACCACUGAUGUUAGUUUAAUGGAUGUUUCCUCAUCAAUUAAAUAAAGCAGAAA
Messenger RNA from Seriola dumerili (greater amberjack), 1405 nucleotides. RefSeq names its product cystatin-S-like. The record is from RefSeq and is a predicted model, not a curated record. Gene Ontology annotation, molecular function: cysteine-type endopeptidase inhibitor activity. Bases 263 to 700 code for a protein of 145 amino acids. The transcript has 5 exons. Lineage: Eukaryota; Metazoa; Chordata; Actinopteri; Carangiformes; Carangidae.